This is a messenger RNA of Scleropages formosus (Asian bonytongue), 6666 nucleotides long. RefSeq names its product clathrin heavy chain 1-like. Gene Ontology annotation, molecular function: clathrin light chain binding; structural molecule activity. The transcript is spliced from 34 exons. Gene Ontology annotation, cellular component: clathrin complex; clathrin coat of coated pit; spindle. NCBI's taxonomy places the organism in Eukaryota, Metazoa, Chordata, Actinopteri, Osteoglossiformes, Osteoglossidae. The coding region runs from base 315 to 5378 and encodes 1687 amino acids. The record is from RefSeq and is a predicted model, not a curated record. Gene Ontology annotation, biological process: intracellular protein transport; mitotic cell cycle; clathrin coat assembly.
UUCCGCAGUAUAUUCCUCCGCCGCGCAUAGGUCCGGAGCCGUUUCCGCAUCGUACCCUUCCUGGGUGUCUCCGCCGCCAUUGCGGGUUUUCGGCGUUUCUGUUGGGGCUGCUCGUCUCCAUUCAGGGGAAAACGACGCUUCAGCAGUAGCCAGGACCGCCAAUCUGAACGGUUCCUGUCACUUUUAGGAGGGUAACACCCCCCAUCUUUCAUUACCCCUGCUUUUCUGGAGCCGUCUCUGCCUGGUCACACAGCUGCGCGGCUCCGAGCUGACCGAGCGAGCGGAGAUCGGGACAGCAGGAAAAGACAACGGCCAUGGCUCAGAUCCUGCCCAUCCGCUUCCAGGAGCACCUCCAGCUCCAAAACCUGGGCAUAAAUCCCGCCAAUAUUGGGUUCAGCACUCUGACUAUGGAGUCGGAUAAGUUCAUCUGCGUUCGCGAGAAGGUCGGUGAACAGGCUCAGGUGGUAAUCAUUGAUAUGAACGACCCAAACACCCCUAUCCGUCGGCCCAUCUCUGCAGACAGCGCCAUCAUGAACCCUGCCAGCAAGGUUAUUGCUCUGAAAGAUGCGGCAAAAACUCUUCAAAUUUUCAACAUUGAGAUGAAGAGCAAGAUGAAGGCUCAUACCAUGUCAGAUGACGUCACCUUUUGGAAAUGGAUCUCCCUCAACACGGUUGCGCUGGUUACAGACAAUGCCGUCUACCAUUGGAGCAUGGAGGGAGACUCCCAGCCAGUUAAAGUCUUUGACCGGCAUUCGAGCCUGGCAGGCUGUCAAAUUAUCAACUACCGCACUGAUGCCAAGCAAAAGUGGCUGCUCCUUAUUGGUAUCUCUGCACAGCAAAACCGGGUUGUGGGUGCCAUGCAGCUGUACUCCGUGGACAGAAAGGUCUCCCAGCCAAUUGAGGGCCAUGCAGCCAGCUUUGCUCAGUUUAAAAUGGAGGGCAAUGCAGAAGAAUCCACCCUUUUCUGUUUUGCUGUUAGGGGUCAAGCUGGGGGGAAGUUGCAUAUUAUUGAGGUGGGGACACCUCCAACAGGGAACCAGCCCUUUCCAAAGAAAGCCGUGGAUGUGUUUUUCCCCCCUGAAGCCCAGAAUGACUUUCCAGUAGCCAUGCAGAUUAGUUCUAAGCAGGACGUUGUCUUUCUCAUCACCAAAUACGGCUACAUCCACCUCUAUGAUCUGGAAACGGGCACUUGCAUCUACAUGAAUAGGAUUAGUGGGGAGACCAUUUUUGUGACGGCCCCCCAUGAAGCUACAUCUGGCAUCAUUGGAGUCAACCGGAAAGGACAGGUGCUUUCUGUAUGCGUGGAGGAAGAGAACAUCAUCCCUUACAUCACCAACGUGCUGCAGAACUCAGACCUGGCCCUUCGCAUGGCUGUGCGAAACAACUUGGCUGGUGCUGAAGAGCUCUUUGCGCGCAAGUUCAACAAUCUGUUUGCAGCUGGAAGCUAUUCAGAGGCUGCAAAAGUAGCAGCCAAUGCACCAAAGGGAAUCCUGCGUACACCUGACACCAUCAGGCGGUUCCAAAGUGUCCCAGCCCAACCAGGCCAGACAUCCCCCCUGCUCCAGUACUUUGGCAUCCUGCUGGAUCAGGGCCAGCUCAACAAGUUUGAGUCUCUGGAGCUUUGCAGGCCUGUCCUGCAACAAGGCCGCAAGCAGCUUCUGGAAAAGUGGCUGAAGGAGGACAAGCUGGAGUGCUCAGAGGAGCUGGGCGAUCUGGUAAAGUCUGUGGACCCAACUCUGGCCCUCAGUGUGUACCUGAGAGCCAAUGUUCCCAACAAGGUCAUCCAGUGCUUUGCAGAGACCGGACAGUUCCAGAAAAUUGUACUGUAUGCCAAAAAGGUUGGAUACACUCCUGACUGGAUCUUUUUGUUACGCAAUGUGAUGCGCAUCAGUCCUGAGCAGGGUCUGCAGUUCUCCCAGAUGUUGGUGCAGGAUGAGGAGCCCCUGGCUGACAUCACGCAGAUAGUUGACGUCUUCAUGGAGUACAACCUGAUCCAGCAGUGCACCUCCUUCCUGCUUGACGCUUUGAAGAACAACCGCCCUUCAGAGGGACCUCUGCAGACCCGUUUACUGGAGAUGAAUCUCAUGCACGCUCCACAGGUCGCUGAUGCAAUCCUGGGCAAUCAGAUGUUCACACACUAUGACCGUGCCCACAUUGCCCAACUGUGUGAGAAGGCAGGUCUUCUCCAGAGAGCACUGGAGCACUACACUGACCUGUACGAUAUCAAACGAGCCGUGGUCCACACUCACCUACUCAACCCAGAGUGGCUAGUGAACUUCUUUGGCUCCUUGUCUGUGGAGGAUUCCCUUGAGUGUCUGCGGGCCAUGCUUUCCGCCAACAUCCGUCAGAACCUGCAGAUAUGCGUCCAGGUGGCCUCGAAAUACCAUGAGCAGCUGUCCACCCAGUCCCUCACUGAACUUUUUGAGUCCUUCAAGAGUUUUGAGGGCCUUUUCUACUUCCUCGGCUCCAUUGUGAACUUCAGCCAGGACCCCGAGGUUCACUUUAAGUACAUCCAGGCAGCCUGUAAAACUGGCCAAAUCAAAGAAGUUGAGCGGAUCUGCCGGGAAAGCAACUGUUACGAUGCCGAACGUGUGAAGAACUUCCUGAAGGAGGCAAAGCUGACUGACCAGCUGCCACUUAUUAUUGUGUGUGAUCGCUUUGACUUUGUCCACGACCUCGUCCUCUACCUCUACCGCAACAACCUACAAAAGUACAUUGAGAUCUACGUGCAGAAGGUAAAUCCAAGCCGCUUGCCUGUGGUGAUUGGAGGGCUGCUCGAUGUGGACUGCUCCGAGGACAUCAUCAAGAACCUCAUCUUAGUGGUGAGGGGCCAGUUCUCCACUGAUGAGCUCGUGGCUGAGGUUGAGAAAAGAAACCGACUGAAGCUCCUGUUGCCAUGGCUGGAGGCUCGCAUCCAUGAGGGCUGUGAAGAGCCUGCCACUCAUAACGCUUUGGCCAAGAUCUACAUCGAUAGCAACAACAAUCCAGAGCGAUUCCUGCGGGAGAAUCCCUUCUAUGACAGCCGUGUCGUGGGGAAGUACUGUGAGAAGCGGGACCCUCACCUGGCCUGUGUCGCUUAUGAGCGAGGACAGUGUGACCAGGAGCUCAUUCAUGUCUGCAAUGAAAAUUCUCUAUUCAAAAGUCUGUCACGGUACUUGGUGCGGCGCAAAGAUCCUGAACUUUGGGCCAGUGUUCUCCUGGAGACUAAUCCCUACCGGAGGCCUUUGAUAGACCAGGUGGUACAGACAGCCCUUUCUGAGACUCAGGACCCAGAAGAGGUAUCUGUCACUGUGAAGGCCUUUAUGACUGCUGACCUUCCCAAUGAGCUCAUUGAACUCCUGGAAAAAAUUGUUUUGGACAACUCGGUUUUUAGCGAGCACAGAAACCUACAGAACCUCCUGAUACUCACAGCCAUAAAAGCAGACCGAACUCGUGUAAUGGAGUACAUUAAUCGCCUGGAUAACUAUGAUGCGCCUGACAUCGCCAACAUAGCCAUUAGUAAUGAGCUGUUUGAGGAGGCCUUUGCCAUCUUCAGGAAGUUUGAUGUCAACACCUCUGCAGUGCAGGUUCUUAUUGAACACAUUGGCAAUUUGGACCGGGCAUAUGAGUUUGCUGAGCGCUGCAACGAGCCUGCCGUGUGGAGCCAGCUUGGCAAAGCCCAGCUACUGAAGGGCCUGGUAAAGGAGGCCAUCGACUCCUACAUCAAAGCUGAUGAUCCAUCAGCAUACAUGGAAGUUGUCCAGGCUGCUGGUCAGAGUGGAAACUGGGAAGAUCUUGUGAAGUUCCUGCUGAUGGCCCGGAAGAAGGCUCGCGAAUCAUACGUGGAGACUGAGCUCAUAUUUGCUUUGGCUAAAACUAACCGCCUUGCUGAGCUCGAGGAGUUCAUCAAUGGGCCUAAUAAUGCCCACAUCCAGCAAGUUGGUGAUCGAUGCUACGAUGAAAAAAUGUAUGAAGCAGCAAAGUUACUGUACAACAAUGUCUCUAACUUUGGCCGGUUAGCCUCUACUCUAGUCCACUUGGGAGAAUACCAGGCUGCUGUUGAUGGAGCCCGCAAGGCCAACAGCACACGGACCUGGAAGGAAGUGUGUUUUGCCUGUGUAGAUGGAAAAGAGUUCCGUUUGGCCCAGAUGUGUGGCUUGCACAUUGUGGUCCAUGCUGAUGAACUGGAGGAGCUCAUCAACUACUACCAGGACCGUGGCUACUUUGAGGAGCUCAUCACUAUGCUGGAGGCAGCUCUGGGCCUAGAGAGAGCCCACAUGGGUAUGUUCACAGAGCUGGCCAUCCUCUACUCCAAGUUCAAACCACAGAAGAUGAGAGAGCAUCUGGAGCUUUUCUGGUCCCGAGUCAAUAUUCCAAAGGUGCUGAGGGCUGCUGAGCAGGCACAUCUUUGGGCAGAGCUUGUCUUUCUCUAUGACAAGUAUGAGGAGUAUGACAAUGCCAUCAUCACCAUGAUGAACCAUCCAUCAGAUGCUUGGAAGGAAGGACAGUUCAAGGACAUCAUCACAAAAGUGGCCAAUGUGGAGCUUUACUACAAAGCCAUCCAGUUUUAUUUAGAGUUCAAACCUCUGUUACUGAAUGACCUCCUUAUCGUCCUGUCUCCCCGACUUGACCAUACUCGAUCUGUCAACUUCUUCAGCAAGGUUAAGCAGCUUCCACUAGUCAAGCCCUACUUGAGAUCUGUACAAAAUCAUAACAACAAGUCAGUCAAUGAAGCACUGAACAACCUCUUCAUCGCAGAAGAAGAUUACCAGGCUCUGCGCACAUCUAUAGAUGCCUAUGACAACUUUGACAACAUCUCCCUGGCCCAGAGCCUGGAGAAACAUGAGCUUAUUGAGUUCAGGAGAAUUGCAGCUUACCUCUUCAAGGGCAACAAUCGCUGGAAGCAGAGUGUGGAGCUCUGUAAGAAGGACAAACUGUACAAGGAUGCCAUGCAAUAUGCAUCAGAGUCUAAAGACAUUGAGUUGGCAGAGGAGCUGCUUCAGUGGUUCCUGCAGGAAGGGAAGAAGGAGUGUUUUGCUGCCUGCCUGUUCACCUGCUACGAUCUUCUGCGCCCUGAUGUGGUCUUGGAGACUGCUUGGAGGCAUAACAUUAUGGAAUUCUCCAUGCCUUAUUUCAUCCAGGUCAUGAGAGAGUACCUGACCAAGGUCGAUGCAAUUAAGGAAAAGGUGGAUAAGUUGGAUGCCUCUGAGUCCUUGAGGAAAGAGGAGGAGCAGGCUACAGAGACGCAGCCCAUUGUCUAUGGCACACCUCAGCUGAUGCUCACUGCAGGACCCAGUAUGGGUGUCCCUCCCCAGCAGGCCUAUGGCUAUGGCUAUGCCGCACCAACUGGCUACGGGCAGCCCCAGCAAGCCCAGCCUGGCUUUGGCUACAGCAUGUAGGUGCCUGUGGUAUCCAAAACCAGUCCGUCCUUCAUACCUUCUUCACCAGCUCAUUAUGAUUUUCUGCUCAUAGCAAGGGAUGCAGAGUAAGCAGGCUUUCUGAUGUCAUGAACUUUGGAUUAUUUCUGUUGUUGAAGUGGGGGGAGAAAACUGGACCACACAUUCUUUUUCUGGUAUUUACCUAUAUAUUACUGGAGUUUGUCAUUUUUUUAUUUUAAGAGCUAAUGAAUGGUUCAUGUAAGCAAAGAGGGACCUGCAAAAAGUCCCAUCUUCCUGAAGUCUGUUGUAAGGAGUCUAAUUUGCACUCAGUUAUGAGAAACUAAUGUAGAAUCUCUUGUAUGUAUGUAAGCAGCUUUUUCUGUCUGUAAAAUGCAUUUAUUGUAUAUUCAAAAAAGAGACUACAGCAUCCUCAAUAUUUGAACGUGGGAUUGUCGCUUCUACGACUUCAGGUACAAACACUAAUAACAGUAUGUACUACAGGGGUCUAGUGCUACAGAGUCAUUUCAAAUGCGAGUUUUAACCCUGGUAGUGUAUACAGGUUCUCCACUUAACCAUAUAGAAAUUGUGUUUCUGUUCAGUCCAUGUGGGACAUACUCCCUAUCUGGUGUUUCUCUAUUCAGUGUUCAUUUGUUGGACCAUUUCUGUUGCAGGGCAGAGGGAAAGCAGAGUCUAUUCUCCUGAACAGUGUGUGUACUUACUCACUCCUUAAUUGUGCUGAGGUUUGCGUGUGCUGGGUGUUGUGAUGUUCUAGGUCACUGUUUUGAGUGUACAGAACAGAGAAUUUAAAAACCUGAUACCUUGCUUGUCCUCACAGUUUUUGUGCAAUUUGCAUUCUGAUAUAAUUGAAAAUAAACUCACAAAACCAUGGGGACUUGGUUUUCAUCUUUUUUUCAAAAAAUUAGUUCCCAUGUUUUUUUUGGGUUGCUUCAGAUACCAGUUUAUACUUUGUUUUUAACUGCUAUCAUGCCAUGAGAUAAUGCAUUGUAGUCUUCAGAAGGAAACACCAUCUCAAUGACAUUUCCUUCCCAUAAUUUACAGCUCUUGGGUUCCACUGGUCCGAUAAAUUGUCACACAUUGAAGUGUAUUUUCCUCACUUGUAUCAGUGAUAGCAGUGGCUCUUUGAAAAUGUGACUUAAGGUCACGAAUCCCUUGUUUUUGGCAAGGAACAUUAAAUAAAACUGGUUUAAUCAAUGGUGGUUUGAUGAAUUAGGAAAUCCUUCCUUUUCCAGGCUCAUUCAACCUGUUACUUUGAGAACAGUUAACUUUUUGUUCCAAUUCCUCAUGUAAU